Messenger RNA from Thecamonas trahens ATCC 50062, 1161 nucleotides. RefSeq lists its product as uncharacterized. Gene Ontology annotation, biological process: phospholipid translocation. The transcript is spliced from 2 exons. Bases 1 to 1161 code for a protein of 386 amino acids. Lineage: Eukaryota; Apusomonadida; Apusomonadidae. The record is from RefSeq and is a predicted model, not a curated record. Gene Ontology annotation, cellular component: plasma membrane. Gene Ontology annotation, molecular function: ATP binding; ATPase-coupled intramembrane lipid carrier activity; ATP hydrolysis activity.
AUGGCAAGCUACAGACGCUCCAAGUCGACGACCAAGGGCUCGUCUGAGUCUGUGGUGUCUGCCAGUGGAGAGGGCGAGUGCUCGGAUGCAGAGAUGGAGGUGUGUGAGUAUCUAGAUUCGGCCUCGGCGGGUGAUUCGGACUACUUUGAGGGCGAGCCCGAGAACGACGGUGUGCUGAGGACAGUUGCGACGGGAACCAGCGCACUGGGCGGCGGAGCUGCGUUUUGCAACAAUCACACGUCAACGACCAAGUACACAUGGUGGUCGUUUGUGCCGAUGCAGCUGUACGAGCAGUUCCGGCGGCUGGCUAACUUUUACUUUCUUCUCAUCAUCUGCAUCCAGUUUAUUCCCAACCUCUCGCCGCUCAAUCCGUUUGCGUCAAUCUUCCCGCUCGCGCUCGUGCUUGUCAUCACGGGCGCCAAGGAGCUCGUGGAGGACCGGAGGCGGGCAAAGCAGGACAAGGAGACCAACUCGCGGACGACGCGAGUGCUGCGGCCCGGGUGUACAACCGUGGAGGAGGUGAGCUGGGAGUCUGUGCGUGUGGGCGACAUUGUUUACGUCACCUCGGGCGAGGCCUUUCCGUGCGAUGUCAUCCUCCUCUCGACCUCGGGCGAGCAGGGGACGUGCUACAUUGAGACAGCGAACCUCGACGGCGAGACCAACCUCAAGAUCCGGCAGGCGCCGUCGCAGACGCUCGACUUUGACACGCCCGAGGCACUCACCAAGUUUGAAGGCACCAUCGAGUGCGAGGGCCCAAACAACCGGCUGUACACCUUCACCGGCACGCUCUAUCUGUGCAAGCCAAGCGAGCGCGAGGGCACCACAGGUGUGGCGCUCGACAACCGCAAGGUCUGCCUCCGCGGUUGCAACCUCCGCAACACCGAGUGGGUCUACGGCGUGGCGGUCUACACCGGGCACGAUACCAAGCUCAUGCGCAACUCGAUGGACCCGCCGUCGAAGCGGUCGCAGAUUGACCGAAUUAUGAACAAGGAUGUGUUUAUCAUCUUUGUGUUUCAGCUCGUCCUCUGCGCGGUGGCCGGCGUCUCCAACUUUGCAUACGCAGAAAACACGGUGUCCAAGGCGAACUACAUGGGCUCGUUGGCCACCGACGCCGGCAACGACGCAGCGCUCUCUGGCGUGCUCGGGUUUUCACCUUUAUGA